AGCGUCGUGAUGAACCGUCAUGGCGGCCGAACCGCUCGGAUUAAAUCUGCUGUUUCUUCUCCUUCUGCUUCGUAUCUGUCUGGGUUCAGCAGCGGAGCUGAGGAGGGAUGAAAGCGGCUACGUGCUGUACUGUCCCUGCAUGGGUCGCUUCGGGAACCAGGCAGACCACUUCCUGGGAUCUCUUGCCUUCGCUAAGAUGUUAAACCGAACCCUGGCGGUUCCUCCCUGGAUCGUGUACCGCCACCACACCCCCCCUUACACCAAUGUAAGUCCAGAUACAAGAAAAAUAAAGUUUAAUUAGAAAAGUUCAAAGAAA
Molecule: messenger RNA, 316 nt
Organism: Cyprinodon tularosa
Lineage: Eukaryota; Metazoa; Chordata; Actinopteri; Cyprinodontiformes; Cyprinodontidae
Product: GDP-fucose protein O-fucosyltransferase 1-like
Exons: 2
Coding region: 20-301 (93 amino acids)
Biological process (GO): Notch signaling pathway; protein O-linked glycosylation via fucose; regulation of Notch signaling pathway
Cellular component (GO): endoplasmic reticulum
Molecular function (GO): peptide-O-fucosyltransferase activity
Source: RefSeq, a predicted model, not a curated record